UCCCCCCCCCACCCCUUCGAUUUAAAGGGCCCGCGCUCCCUUUCUCCGUCUCACCGGAUCCUUUUCCCCCUCCCCCCGCGCUCCGGGACCCCGGCCGCCAGCAGAGCCCCGCGAUUGGCCGAGGAGAUGGAAGGCGGAGCUUCAGCCCUGGAGGAGCCGGCCAAUGGGCAGGCAGCACCCGGAGGGUCGUCCAAUAGCGAGGAGGGAGGGAGCCCAGCAGCCAAUGAGAGCACAGGAUGCCAGGGCGUGGCCGAGGAGGCCAAUCAGGAGGCUGCUCCUCCUCCCGCUGCCCCGGCCAAUCAGGAGGCGGCUCCACGAGGACUGACCAAUGAGGAGGCAGUGCUGCCUGGGACAGCCAAUGAGGACGCAGCCCUCCCAGAACCAACCAAUGAGAGACCAGUGGAUGGGGCGGAGCCGUCCAAUGAGAUCGCAGCCCUCCCAGAACCAACCAAUGAGGAGGCAGCGCCACCUGGGCCAGCCAAUGAGAACGUGGCACCCCUGGAACCAACCAAUGGGAGGCCAGUGGGCGGGGCGGAUUCAUCCAAUGAGAACGCAGCCCCCCCAGAACCAACCAAUGGGACGUCUCGGAGGGGGGCGGAGCCAUCCAAUGAGCUCGCAGCCUCCUCGGCGCCGACCAAUGAGAGGCCGGAUCCCUGGGACUGGGCGGGGGAGGAGGCGUGGGGGCUAGAGAGGGAGUGGGUGGCUAAUGAAGGGGUGGGUGGCUAG
This is a messenger RNA of Calidris pugnax (ruff), 726 nucleotides long. RefSeq names its product predicted GPI-anchored protein 58. The transcript is spliced from 3 exons. Lineage: Eukaryota; Metazoa; Chordata; Aves; Charadriiformes; Scolopacidae. Bases 127 to 726 code for a protein of 199 amino acids. The record is from RefSeq and is a predicted model, not a curated record.